UGCGGAUCUCUGAGCUGUGAACCGCCGCAGACGAAGAGAACGAAGCCGCCACCAGAGGGAGGACCGACGGACGGAGGAGGAGAGCCAGCAUGUCCCGGAGAAAGCAGAGCAAACCCCGGCAGAUUAAACGUUCCCAUGGGGAUCUGGACGGCGGAGAGGAAAACACAGCGGACACGCCGAGCCUAUCAGGCGAGGAGGGCGGAGCCUCGGAUCCAGAGGAUUCAGCAGAAGGAGACAGCUGCAGCCCGCCAUCGUACACGGCGCUCUACAACGAAGAGUCAGGGAUGCAGGACUCAGGAGGAGGACCCGACGAUGACGAAGGCGAAGGGGAGGAGCCGGCUGCUAUGCAGAGCGGCAGCGAGGAGGAGGAGGCAGUGGAGGAAGAGGACGAAGUGUUACAGUGGAGAGGUCCAGAUGAGCUGCAGCUGAGCGAUGAAGAUGGUGGCAGCAGCGUGGUGGCGGUCAGAGACCUGCAGCCCGACACCGUCUGGGGCCCGGUGCCAGGAAUCCUCCAAUCAGACGGCAGCACAGAGAACUCGGCGCUGACUCUGCUCUGUGAACAGGCAGACUGCUGGAUUAACCGCCUUCCUCUGACCUCUGACCCUUCGGCAGCCAACUGCAUCAUCUACAGCCGAGGUGAGGAGCUGUUCUGUAAGGUCACCACAGAGGUCAGGGCCGGUAGAAAGCUCCUAGCUUCUCUGUCGCUGCGUCCGCCUUCCUCUUCCUCCUCCUCUUCCUCCCUGGCGGCCCAGCUGUCUCCUCCACUGCAGCCAGCGGUGAAGGAGGAGCCUCUGUACCCGGCGGCGCUGCGCUCCGACAUCCAGCUGCUUCCCCAGCAGGCCGGCAUGGCGGCCAUCUUGGCGACCGCCGUGGUCAACAAGGAUAUUUUUCCAUGCAAAGACUGUGGGAUCUGGUACCGUAGUGAGCGGAACCUGCAGGCCCACCUCAUGUACUACUGCGCCAGCCGGCAGAAGCAGCCGGCUGCGGCCUCUUCGCCCCCGCAGGACAAGCCCAAAGAGUCGUACCCCAACGAGCGCAUCUGCCCGUUCCCACAGUGCAACAAAAGCUGCCCCAGCGCCAGCUCUCUGGAGAUCCACAUGCGCACACACAGUGGUGAGCGUCCGUUCGUUUGUCUCAUCUGCCUUUCAGCCUUCACCACUAAAGCGAACUGUGAGCGCCAUCUUAAGGUCCACACAGACACACUAAACGGCGUCUGCCACGGCUGCGGCUUCGUCUCCACCACCAGAGACAUCCUCUAUAGCCACCUGGUCACCAGCCACAUGGUGUGCCAGCCGGGAUCUCGCAGUGAGGUCUACUCUCCAGGACCAGGCCUUCCUAAACUGCCCCUCUCCACCGGUCUAAGCCCUGGAGACUCUGGUGUGGUGCUCAAGUGUCAGGUUUGCGGCCAUAACUCUGACUCACCCGCCCAGCUGCAGCAGCAUGUUCGGACCCACCUGGAGGUCAGGGUCCCAGCUGAAAGGAGCCCCACUCCUCGCCAGAGCACCCCCUUGUCGGCCGAGCAGCCCCAACUGUCCCCACAUGAGAGGGAACCACUAGCUUGUGUUCCCAAACCAGAUUCAUCAAGUCCAGGAGCAAACGGGGGAUCAGCAACGCCUCGAGACUUCAGUUCUCCUGAUGCUCAGACUUCAGAGCUGAAGAUAAAGGAGGAGCCGCAGUCAGAGUCUGAGACGGAGGAGCAGCAGAUGGAGAUGAAAGAGGAUGGGGAGGAGGAGGGUGUUGCUGGAGAGGAUCCGGAUCAAGAAGUACGAAAGACGACAAAGGAAGAGCCAACUAUGAACUCUUCCUGUCAAACACCAAACUCUCCAAAGAGUCCCCCUAACCCAACCGUCAAAGCCGAACCAACCAGUCCCACUCCUGGUUCCAGUCCUGCCCAUGUUGGAGAAACAAGUUCAGGCGUUGCAGGAGGAUCAAUCUUCCUUCCCCAGUACAUGUUCAACCCUGAAGCAGCCAUCCUGCCACAGGCAUCAGAGAUCCUGGCAAAGAUGUCCGAAAUGGUCCACAGUCGGCUGAAACAGGGCCAGGCGGUCGUUCAGAGCAACCCGGCCGCCUUCUUCACCUCCGGACCUACCGCGGCUGCAGCUGCAUCCACUGCCACUCCACCCCAGAAAGGAGCCACCUGCUUUGAGUGCGACAUCACCUUCAAUAACAUCAACAACUACUAUGCACAUAAAAGGCUUUACUGCUCCAGCAGACACCAGGGAGAGGGCCCAAGUUCGGCUUCAGGGUCCGGAGUCUCUGCGCCGGCAGCUUCUGGCGGACUUCCCAGCUCGUCUCCUCAGAUCGGAGCAUCAAGCAGAGCCGCGUCCGUCUCUCCAACGAACUCUGAGCCUCCUGCAGGAACUGGAGUGGCAGAAUCUAAGAGGCUGGUUGAGGUAAAGACAGAAACUCCUGCAGGGAAAGAAGGAGUGUCGUCCUCUUCGGAGGGUGAAAGUGGUGGAGGAGGAAGGGCAAGCGAAGGCAGUCAAAGUCCUGCCAGCGGUUCUACAGAGGACAUGGAAGAUGAUCCUAACAAAACCUUCUGCGAGGCCUGCAACAUCCGCUUCAGCCGUCAUGACAACUACACCAUUCACAAACGGUUCUACUGCGCGUCUCGCCAUGACCCAUCCAACCAGCGGGCCACCCACAUGUCCAAGAGCUCCAACACCGCGGCCUUCCUUCCUCAGCCCAUCCGCACUCGCAAGAGGAAAAAGAUGUACGAGAUCCACAUGGCUCGAACAGAGGCGCUAGCUAACGCCGCCGCUGCUGCCACCACUUCCGCAGCUUCUGCUCCCUCUCCUUCCGUUCUGGGUUUGGUGGUAAAGCAGGAAGUAUCUCCUGGCGGUGCGGGUGGCUCCAGCCCCGAAGGAGACGGCCCCAUAGACCUGAGCAAGAGACCUCGUUUGAGGGAGACUCCUCGGCACAACAGUGGCGGCGGUAUUCUCCCGGCGCUUCCUCUAACCGAUUACCACAAGUGCACCGCCUGCAGCAUCAGCUUCAACAGCAUUGAGAACUACCUGGCCCAUAAGACCUACUACUGCCCGGCCACCACUCUGCAGCCCCACACCCUGGAGCAGCUUCACAGGCUCAAGAGGUCGGCCUCCACUUCCCCUAAGAGCAGACCCCAACAGGAGCGGCUGGACCUCCUUCAUCCUGCUGAGGCUAAAGCUUUGCCUGCUGAGUGGGUCGCCCAGGGUCAAGGGGGCUCCCCCAGCCCUCGCCCCUCUGCCUUACCCGCUUCUGGUGCGGCAUCUCCCUCGCAUGCAACACUUGCAGCCACUCCAGGAGCCGGAGCUAAAGGAGCGGCUGCCAGUUCCUCCCUAGCGGUCUGCCCAUACUGUCCGAACCGGCCCAUCACCUGCGACCUGGUGGAGCACUUCAAGACCACCCACGGGCUGGUCUUAACCGUUCAGCCUCCGGCGGAGACCCCGCCGCGGCCCGGCAGGGCGGUCAGCCGCAGCCCAAGCCUCAGUCCCAGGGAUGGGGUCACCGGCGCCACAACCCCCACCAACCAGACCAAGAUGGCCUCCCGAGUCCACAGAGACAGCGUUAACGGACAGACCUGCAGCGGCGCUGCUUCCCCUGCGUCCCCGCAGGUGAACGGCAGCCCGUCAGUUGGGGGAGGAUCGCCUUCUUCUGCCUCACCCCUCCCCGUGUCUCCGCCCCGCGCCCCAUCUCUGACUGUCUCACCCGUGCCUGAGGCUCUGCGGGAGAAGGUGGCGCCCGUCCACCUUCCCGAGAGCACGGCAUCCAAUCCCAUCGCUGGACCCAAAACGGCGGUAAUCUCUCCGGUCCAGAACGGUAACUCCCGCUUCUGCCGGCUGUGCAACAUCAAGUUCAGCAGCCUUUCCACGUUUAUAGCUCACAAGAAAUACUACUGCUCCUCCCACAGCGCUGAACACAUCAAGGGAGCCCUCUAAUCUCUCUUCUUCCCCUAUUCCCAUGUCUUUCUGAGUGGAUUGAACGCCGAGAGGCGCCCCCUGCUGGAGGAACCAACACGGAUGACUGUUACGUCCCAUCCUCUGCAGGUGGUGUUACGAACUCAGUGGUUUCCUCUCCAAAUGGGUCAUUUUUCACACACUAAGAGCUGAGACGCAUCCUCUUCACCUUCCCGACCUGAACAGAGGAAUAUUUCAAACAGACUCAAUCGUUGUUAAUGUUUUUAUCCUCUGUGCAUAAUGUAUGUCUGAAAAACAGAAAUCUAUGAUGCUUUUGUUUCAACACUGGCUCUUGUUUUUGUUUGUUUUUUUCUGGGUGGAAAAAGCAGAAAUCACCUUGUUACUAAUUUACCGAAGGAUGGACGCUUUCUUUUCAUACGCGCAACAUUGUUUUUAUUUUUUCUUCAAAGAGCAAGGGAGAAAAGAAAUGUGAAAUAUUUAUCUUUGAGUCCUCACUGAUUUCACGUCGACAGAAAACUACCUACCUGUUGUCUGAGAGUAUUUGUAUUUUUUAUUUGUAUAUUUUUUCAUACUGUUCGAAGGCCGUGUUUGGAUCAGGUGUGCUGAAGUGACUUUUCUAAGUGUAGAUAUGUAAUAUCUUACAGUAAUCACUGGGAUCACACUGAGCUUUGUUAUUAUCAUGUUAGCGUUUUGUUAGCUGGUGGUGAGGUUUGUGUUCGUUUUUUUUUUUUCCUUCUCUGCUUGUUGCUGAUUAGAUGUUCGAUUAGAUCGCAGCGGCUCGCUGAUUGUUGAAGAUGAUGAUGAAGCCCUGCGGGUUUCAGGUUAAAUUAGUUUUUACCCGGUGAUGAAGGCACAACAUUGUGUUUGCGCCACAUGUUCCCAUGCAGCAGGACAGUGUUAGCUCAAACUGUGAAUACUUUUUGAUUUAGAAAAGACGCAUCAGGACGCAGUGGGGGCGAUCCGUCACAUCAUCACUCACUCUGAUAGGCCGGCACUUAAAGCUGACAGGCCUGAAAAAGUAAACUCGUUUUAACCUCAUGUUCCCUCAGAAUACCAUUUCUUCUUCCAACAUUUUGGAUUUGAUCUGAUCAGACACAUAAGCAGCCUGAAAACUGUCUCCAUCCUGCCCAAUAUUAAGAAAUUAACAAAGAAAACUUUUUUUUGCUGCUGAUUUAAAGAUCCAUUAAGUGGGACCUUUAACUUGCAUUUAUCAGUAGGUAGAACUACUGCUAAAUGCUGUUGGUUUGGUUUGUCCCCUCUCUGUUACAGUAGUUGUUUGUUGAAAUCUCACCAAGUAUUUUUGGUCUAGUUUCCGAUCUAGUGCAAGUAUCUUAACACACUUGAAAUAAGGCAAAACUAACUCACAAGUAACUUUUCAGCAAGAUGGAGGAGCUUGUUUUCAGUAAAUAAGUUAUUAAUGUUGAUGAGACACUAGUUCCACUGGCAGACUGAAAAUCUCUUGUUAUAAGUUAAAUAUUCUGCCAUUGAAACUAGUUUCUUAAUUAAUUUUAAGGACUUAUUUAUCCAAAACCAGCUCCUAUAAUUGCUGAAAAGUUACUCGUAAGUCAGUUUGGUCUUUUUUUUUCCAGGAUAUUUGCACCAGAACAUUAACAUUUCGUAGCUAGAAAAACGAGCUUCCACCAAAAAACUCAGAAGUUUUCUAGAAAAGACAAGGAAAUUUCUGAGCCCCAAAAAGUCAAACAUUUGCUAGAAACAACUCAGAAGUUUU
Xiphophorus couchianus (Monterrey platyfish) is the source of this 5625-nucleotide messenger RNA. It is a transcript of the gene zfpm1, whose product is annotated as zinc finger protein, FOG family member 1. The record is from RefSeq and is a predicted model, not a curated record. Gene Ontology annotation, cellular component: nucleus. Lineage: Eukaryota; Metazoa; Chordata; Actinopteri; Cyprinodontiformes; Poeciliidae. The transcript has 9 exons. Gene Ontology annotation, molecular function: RNA polymerase II-specific DNA-binding transcription factor binding. The coding region runs from base 90 to 3917 and encodes 1275 amino acids. Gene Ontology annotation, biological process: negative regulation of transcription by RNA polymerase II; megakaryocyte differentiation; heart development.